Messenger RNA from Musa acuminata AAA Group (dessert banana), 791 nucleotides. RefSeq lists its product as uncharacterized. The record is from RefSeq and is a predicted model, not a curated record. The coding region runs from base 88 to 516 and encodes 142 amino acids. The transcript has 2 exons. NCBI's taxonomy places the organism in Eukaryota, Viridiplantae, Streptophyta, Magnoliopsida, Zingiberales, Musaceae.
GUAUCGUCUCGGGAUAGAUUGAUUCUCUUUUGGUCUUCGGAUUCGAAGUCUUGUUAGGGUUGGGGAUUCUCGAGAGAUCGGGCGUCAAUGGCGACUGCGGGGCAGCAGCAAGGGCAAGGGGCGAAGAGGCAGCCGGUGUUCACCAAGGUAGACCAGCUGAAGCCGGGGACCAGCGGUCACACGCUCGUCGUCAAGGUGGUUAACUCCAACACGGUGGUCCAGAAGGGCCGCGCUGUCUCCUCCCACCUCGGCCAUACCAGGGUUGCCGAGUGCCUCGUCGGUGACGACACCGCUUCUGUCGUCUUCACCGCCCGCAACGAACAAGUUGACUUGUUGAAACCUGGUGCUACUGUGAUACUCCGCAAUGCGAAGAUCGACAUGUUCAAGGGUUGCAUGAGGCUGGCUGUUGAUAAGUGGGGUCGUAUUGAGGUUGCUGAACCUGCUAAUUUUGGGGUGAAGGAGGAUAACAAUUUAUCAAUGGUCGAGUAUGAGCUGGUGAAUGUAGGUGAAGAGUGAAAGUGAAGAGGACCACUAUUUAAGUGACUUCGGUAGGUAGAGAAGCUUUUCUGACUUUAUUUUCUUAGGUAUUGUGGUAUAUGAUUCUGUUGGAGCAGUGGUUGGAGUCAUACAAAAUCUCACCAAGGCCUGUGGUACUUCUGUUUCUGCCUUGGUAUAUCUAUCAUAGUCUACCGAUACAUGUAACCUGAAUCAUAUACGCUGGUUAAACUAUGAAUCAUGAUGUUCAUGUAACCAUCUGCUGAUCUGAAUGGAAACAUGUAGUUUUAGUUUUA